Molecule: messenger RNA, 1626 nt
Organism: Aureobasidium subglaciale EXF-2481
Lineage: Eukaryota; Fungi; Ascomycota; Dothideomycetes; Dothideales; Saccotheciaceae
Exons: 2
Coding region: 1-1626 (541 amino acids)
Biological process (GO): carbohydrate transport; transmembrane transport
Cellular component (GO): membrane
Molecular function (GO): carbohydrate:proton symporter activity
Source: RefSeq, a predicted model, not a curated record
AUGGGUUUACUCACCCUCGUCGAGGAUCGUCCAACUCCCUCGGCUGUUUACAACUGGAGAGUGUAUGCCUGUGCUGCCGUGGCUUCCUUUGCAUCAUGCAUGAUCGGUUAUGAUUCUGCGUUCAUUGGGACUACCCUAGCACUGCCCAGUUUCGUAUCAGAGUUCGGAUUCAAGCACAUGGACAAGAAUCAUCUCGCCCUCAUCAAGGCCAACAUCGUCUCUGUCUAUCAAGCCGGCGCAUUCUUCGGUUCGCUAGCCGCAUAUGCAUCUGCAUACUUCCUCGGACGCAAGCGUAGUCUGUGGGCCUUUGUCACCGUCUUCAUGGUUGGUGCUGGUAUCAUGUUGGUCGCCAAAGACGGAAACCUGUCUCCUAUUCUUGCUGGACGAGUACUGGCUGGUGUCGGUGUUGGUGGAGCCUCCAUGAUCGUACCCAUCUAUAUUUCUGAGAUCUCCCCACCAGCUAUUCGUGGACGCUUGGUUGGUAUCUACGAAUUGGGUUGGCAGCUCGGUGGUCUAGUCGGCUUCUGGAUCAACUAUGCUCUCACUCAGACUAUGGGUCCUAGCCGUCGCCAGUGGCAGAUUCCUUUUGCUGUGCAACUCAUUCCUGGCGGACUUCUGAUGAUUGGAGCCCUGUGGCUCAAGGAAUCACCCCGCUGGUUGUACUCAAAGGGCCGUAGAGAAGAAGGCCUCAAGAACCUCUGCUACAUCCGUCAGCUUGACAGCAAUGAUGUCUACAUCGUCGAAGAAGUUGCCUCUAUCGACGCCGCUCAUGAACAGCAAGUAUCCACCAUCGGUGUCGGUUUCUGGAAACCAUUCCAAGCUGUUAGUAAGAGUCGCACUGUCCAGUGGAGAUUCUUCCUAGGUGGUAUGCUCUUCCUGUGGCAGAACGGCAGUGGUAUCAACGCAAUCAACUACUACUCGCCUACCGUCUUCAAGUCGAUUGGUAUCACUGGCACAAGUACCUCAUUCUUCACUACCGGACUUUUCGGUGUAGUCAAGACAGUUCUCACGUUCGUCUGGCUACUGUUCCUCGUCGACAAGCUUGGUCGCCGCAAGCUUCUGAUGAUUGGUGCUGGUGGUGGCUCGGUGUGCAUGUGGAUCAUCGGUGGCUACCUCCUUGGAACACAUGGCAAGCGAAACGGCGAAACACUUGGCUCCGGUGGCAUCGCCGCUGUCUUCUUCUUCUAUGUGUGGACCGCGUUCUACAGUCCAUCUUGGAACGGUACCCCCUGGGUCAUCAAUUCAGAGAUGUUUGACUCCUCCACUCGCUCUCUUGGACAGGCAUCUGCCGCAGCAAACAACUGGUUCUGGAACUUCAUCGUGUCGCGCUUCACACCUCAGAUGUUCUUAUCGAUGGGGCCCAGCGGAUGUGGAGUAUAUUUCUUCUUCGCCAGCAUGAUGCUUGCCAGCAUUGUGUUUGUCUAUUUCCUUAUACCUGAAACCAAAUCGGUGCCCCUCGAGUCGAUGGACCGCCUCUUUGAAAUCAAGCCUGUUAGCAGGGCUAACCGUGUGGUCAUUGAAGAGGUCAGACUUCACGAUGAAGAGUUCCGCCGCGAGACAGUGGGCGAGAAAUUUGGUGCUGAGAAGGAGGGCUUCAGAUAUUCUGAGCGCGUCGAGACUGCUUGA